Penicillium maclennaniae is the source of this 1092-nucleotide messenger RNA. RefSeq lists its product as uncharacterized. The transcript is spliced from 8 exons. Gene Ontology annotation, biological process: protein phosphorylation; stress-activated MAPK cascade; cellular response to oxidative stress. Gene Ontology annotation, cellular component: nucleus; cytoplasm. Gene Ontology annotation, molecular function: ATP binding; MAP kinase activity. The record is from RefSeq and is a predicted model, not a curated record. Lineage: Eukaryota; Fungi; Ascomycota; Eurotiomycetes; Eurotiales; Aspergillaceae. The coding region runs from base 1 to 1092 and encodes 363 amino acids.
AUGGCCCAGUUCACCCGAAAUAACAUCAUGGGGGUGAAUUUUGAAACCACUUCAAGAUAUAGCCAGCUCGAGCCCAUCGGGGUCGGCGUAUCAGGCCUUGUGUGCUCGGCCAAAGACCAAAUUUCGAACCGAACCGUUGCCGUGAAGAAGCUUGCCGAACCAUUCCAGUCGGGCGUCGUCGCUCAGCACAUGUUCCGUGAGAUCAAAUUAUUGAAACAGCUCAAGCAUGAUAACCUCAUUCAACUCAACGACAUCUUUAUCUCUCCAUCCGAAGACAUAUACCUCGUGACCGAAUUGAUGGCAACAGACCUUCACACUCUCCUCAAGACCAAAAGAGUCGACAACCAGUUCACCCAAUACUUCCUAUACCAAAUUAUGACCCAGCGUGGUCUCAAAUACGUCCAUUCGGCCGGUAUCGUCCACCGCGACCUCAAACCAAGCAACAUCCUAAUCAAUGAUAAUUGUGAUCUCAAGAUCUGCGACUUUGGCCUAGCCCGUGUCCAGGAAUUACAAAUGACAGGCUACGUCUCCACGAGGUACUACCGAGCUCCGGAAAUCAUGCUCACCUGGCGACGAUAUAACGAAAAAGUCGAUAUGUGGAGCGUGGGAUGUAUCUUUGCUGAGAUGAUACUCGGACGGCCUCUUUUCCCCGGCAAAAAUCACAUUGAUCAGUUCUGCGUGAUCACGCAAUUACUCGGAAGUCCGCCUGCGAGUGUCAUGGACAACGUGACCAGUCCAAAUACCCUGGAAUUUAUUCGUUCGCUUCCCCAGAGGCCCAAAAAGCCCUUGUCGAAGCUCAUCCCUGGGACUAACGCGAAGGCUAUCGCUUUGUUAGACAAACUUCUCCAAAUAGAUCCCGACCAGCGUUGUUCUGCUGCAGAGGGUCUCGAAUCGCAUUAUCUCGCACCAUAUCAUGAUCCAAAUGACGAGCCUGUCUCUACGGAGACGUUCGACUGGUCAUUUAGCGAAGCGAACCUGCCAGCUGAUGUCUGGAAGACUAUCAUGUACGCCGAAGUCCUUGGAUACCACGAGGCGUCGGGCGGCUCGACACAACUUACGCCACAAAUUGAUGGUAUGGAUUUAACGCACUGA